Messenger RNA from Diatraea saccharalis (sugarcane borer), 1550 nucleotides. The record is from the annotation of a GenBank genome assembly. Lineage: Eukaryota; Metazoa; Arthropoda; Insecta; Lepidoptera; Crambidae.
AGUUGCGCGCGAGUCGGCCCUCGUCCGCCGCCAUGUGCCGCGCCAACUAAAAUAGUGUAGGAAUUACUCUUUAAAUAAAACCGAUAUAUUUAUUAUUAUUUUUUAUUAAAAUGGCAUUUGUAGUGAGAAAGUGUAUUGUGAACUUAAGGAAUUUGAAUAGGUGUCGUAGAAUUCAAAUUUAUAGUCAAAUUGAUAAAAAUUAUUCAAAAGUAUGUAGCAUAAAGAAUCUUCAAUUAAAUAUUAUGAAAUAUGAAAGGCGGCAGUUUCACACGAGUAUAUCGACUCACAAGACAGUCGCUUUCAAUCUGUCUGACAUCGGUGAAGGCAUCAGAGAAGUGGUCAUCAAAGAAUGGUUCGUAAAAGUAGGUGACAAAGUGCAACAGUUUGACAAUAUCUGUGAAGUGCAAAGUGACAAAGCUGCAGUCACCAUCAGUAGUCGAUAUGAUGGUGUCAUUACCAAACUUUAUCAUGCUGUAGAUCAAACGGCGCUGGUAGGACAACCACUUGUAGAUAUUGAAAUCGAAGGCUCUGAUGAUGAAGAUACAUCACAAAGUCUAAAACCAGAGGAGUCAAGCCCAUCAGCAAAAGAGACCGAAACAAAACAAAGAGUGAAAGUAUUAACCACACCUGCAGUAAGAAGAAUCGCGUCACAGUUUCAAGUAGACCUAAGUCUGAUAAAGGCCACUGGAAAAAACGGAAGGAUAAUGAAAGAAGACGUGCUCUCACAUCUCAACAUAUCCUCAGAUAAAUCUAAUGAAGUUCCAGAGGAAACGUCAACGUCAUUACGGGCAGUCUCUAUUCCAUUAACUGCUGCACACGCUAAAACUGAAAUAAUACUCGAUGAUAGGACAGUACCAGUUACAGGAUUCACUAAAGCAAUGGUGAAAUCUAUGACAGAAGCAAUGAAAAUUCCACAUUUCGGCUUUAGUGACGAAUAUGACGUGACGAAGCUUAUAGAGUCACGGCAAAUCUUAAAGAACCUGGCGGAGGAGCAUGGCGUUAGACUCACCUACAUGCCAAUUAUUAUUAAGGCCGCAUCUCUUAGUCUCACCUCUUUUCCUAUACUCAACAGCAGCUUGGACAGUAGUUGUGAAAAUAUAACCUACAAAUCAAGUCACAAUAUUGGUGUCGCUAUGGACACGCCCAACGGUUUGGUUGUGCCAGUUAUCAAGAAUGUACAAAACAAGAGCAUAUUGGAAAUAGCACGCGAGCUGAAUACACUCCAAGAAAAGGGCGUCAAAGGUCAACUCGGUCUCAAUGACCUCAGCGGUGGAACAUUUACAAUUUCAAAUAUAGGAAUAGUUGGAGGCACCUAUACAAAACCGGUUAUAUUCCCACCGCAAGUAGCGAUAGGUGCUUUAGGAAGGAUUCAGGCACUGCCGCGAUUCGAUUCAUCAGGAAAUGUUGUGAAGGCUAACAUUCUCACAGCGAGCUGGUCGGCGGAUCACCGUGUUAUAGACGGCGUUACCAUGGCUCGUUUCUCCAACUCACUCAAGAGAUACCUAGAGAAUCCUUACACACUCCUCCUAGACCUUUAGUUAAUCUAUCUC